Messenger RNA from Fomitopsis serialis, 3631 nucleotides. Its product is annotated as phosphatidylserine decarboxylase-domain-containing protein. Lineage: Eukaryota; Fungi; Basidiomycota; Agaricomycetes; Polyporales; Fomitopsidaceae. Bases 206 to 3487 code for a protein of 1093 amino acids. The transcript has 12 exons. Gene Ontology annotation, molecular function: phosphatidylserine decarboxylase activity; calcium ion binding. The record is from RefSeq and is a predicted model, not a curated record. Gene Ontology annotation, biological process: phospholipid biosynthetic process.
GAUGUGUUUUGCUCGAGGACGGGCUUGGCGGAACGGGGACCGCCACAGCCGGGAGGCGUCGGCGGCAAUGGUGGACGUCGGUUGCCCGAAAAGGCAAGUGUUCAUUAUAGCCACCCGCCAACGUCGAGCUGGACACCGCCCGGCCAGCGCACGUCUGUCCCAACCCUCCCUCUCCUUUCCUUCUCACUCGUCACCGUUCUGUUCGAUGGUCACCGUACCCAAGAAGCGCACCCUCAAGAUCGGCCGUGCGCUCAAGACCGCUGCUCGUCUGCCCGCGCGUGUCUCCGGCGGCAGGGGCAGUGGCAGGAACACCUUCUCCCCAGUCGCCGGCGAGCUCCCCGUCGCCCUCCUCCGUUUGCAGGUCCUCGGAUGCAGAGAUCUCGUUGCAAAGGACAAGAGCGGCCUCAGUGACCCGUUCGUCGUCGUGUCGCUCCUGAGGGACAGGCACCACACGUCCGUCGUGAAGAAGACGAUCAACCCCGUGUACGCGCCCGCCGAUGCGACGUUCGACUUCCCGAUCUACCUCUCGCUCGCGGACAGGCUCGGCGUCGUCGAGUUUGUCGUGUGGGACAAGGACAUGAUGCUCCGCAAGGAGUACCUCGGGGAGGCGAACAUCCCGCUCGAGGACUGGUUUAGGGACGGGAAUGCGUUUGCGUUCGAGGAUCCGGACAACAAGCCAAUAUCCGCUCCGGUCGUGUCAACGCGAACAUCUGUGGCUGCCGCCGGUACCAUUCAGUUCAAGCUCGGUUUCGUAUCACCAACCGAUCGUGGUGGUGCGCAAGACUACAGCGACAUCUUCUCAGAGCUUGUUAAGCGGUCAAGACCAAGCCUUGUAUCUGCUCCUCCGACGGAGGGUAUCGGUACCAUCCGCUCGAACCAGAUUGGCCCGGAAUACCAAGAUGACGGCCUCACCUCUGACGAGGGGGAGAGCAGUGACGAGGAGGACGAAGAUGUCACGCAACCGUACACCCCGCCGCUCGCGCACCUCUAUGUCCCGCCACCUCCACCCGGCCUCACGCUCACGCUUCCUCCUUCGCCCACCCUGGAGACGCCCACGACGCCCACCGCGACAGGGCCAUUAACGCCAUCAAGCGUGAAGACGCCUAGGCCAGCACGUCCGAGCACGCCGUCCUUCAAGAACAUCCCGAGGAUAUUUCCCCGGCGGUCCAACUCUGCCAAGCCACAGCUUGAGUCGCCAACAACGCCCAGCGCGAGCCCAUCCCGCCCGUCACCGCCGCAGUCUCCCGCCGUUUCGAGCCCUGGUCCUAGCUCCGGCUUGGGGACGCCCACGCCUGCCUCUCCGCGCCCUGGCAUGGCGUCGCGUGCCAAGUUCCGGAAGAGCUGGGGCGGGAUUGGCAACAAGAAGACGGACUUCAACUUCUCGGCUGCGAACGACAUCAUCGGUAUCGUCAUGCUUGAGAUUCAGAGGGCGGCGGACCUUCCGCGAUUGAAGAACAUGACGCGCACGGGAUGGGACAUGGAUCCUUUCGUCGUGAUCUCCUUCGGGAAGAAGGUCUUUCGCACACGCGUGAUUCGACACUCGCUCAACCCGACCUGGGACGAGAAGCUGCUCUUCCACGUCCGGCGAUACGAAACCGCGUUCAAGGUUCAGCUGACAGUCCUCGAUUGGGACAAGCUCUCUUCUAACGACCACGUCGGCGACGCGAGCUUCAACGUGUCGGAACUGCUCGCGAACGCCCCGCAGAAGGACGAGGCGACCGGUCUGUACCCUGAAGACGUCGACGGCAGCCACGCCAUGCAAGAGUUCAAACUCCCGCUGUCGACGGCAAAGGAGAUGCCAUGGGAAGCGCGGCACAAGCCCAUUCUGACGAUCCGCGCCAAGUACCAGCCGUACGACGCGCUCCGGCAGCGCUUCUGGCGGCAGUACUUGAAGCAGUACGACACGGACGACACCGGCACGAUCUCUCACAUCGAAGUGUCCUCGAUGCUCGACUCGCUUGGGUCCACUCUUUCGAAGGAUACCGUAGACUCGUUCUUUACCCGUUUCAACAAACGACCCCGUGAAGAUACACUGACCAUCGACGAGGCCAUCCAGUGUCUUGAGACGGAGCUUUGUCGGCCGCGCUCCGAGAAAAAGCUCAUCGACCCGGAAGAGACUGCGUUCGACACGAGUGCACCCGUCACGCCCGCUGCCACCAGCGGCGGAUUCGAGCACCAGCUCACUCUGAACCUCGACAAACUCGACUUCUCAGGUCCGCCGUUCAAUCGGCUGGGCAUGCCGAAGGAAGGGAGCUCGGACCCGGACUUGGUGCAGAAGCCGGCAGCACCUCCAACGUACACCACCGAGCCGAUGCAACAGUCCCUGUCGGCGGCUGCCUCCCUCCCGAGCUCGAGGUCAGACUCGUCCGUCCAGGCGCAGCGCGUGACGUUCGCGCGACAGGGCUCGUACUCAGACCCCGAGGAAUCCUCGUCGCCCAGCGGCGGGUCGUCACCGUCCGGUUCGGACGUCUCGUCGGGCAAAGCGGGUGAGGACCUGCACGAACGUGUCAUUAACAUCAAGGCGUGCCCGCUGUGCCAUCGGCCAAGGCUGAACUCGAAGGCGGAGGUGGACAUCGUCACGCACAUCGCGACGUGCGCGAGUCAAGACUGGAGUACCGUCGACAGGAUCAUGGUCGGCAACUUCGUGACCGCGAGCCAGGCGCAGCGCAAGUGGUACACCAAGGUGAUCUCUAAGGUCUCCAGCGGGAACUACAAGCUUGGGGCGAACUCGGCGAAUAUUAUCGUGCAGAAUCGGCUGACUGGACAACUCGAAGAGGAGAAGAUGCAGGUCUACGUACGGCUCGGUAUCCGUCUCUUGUAUAAGGGCUGGAAGAGUCGUAUGGAGGGUGCACGAGCGCGGCGGCUUUUGAAGUCGAUGUCGCUCAAGCAGGGGUUGAAGUAUGACUCUCCUGAGUCGGCGCGAGAUAUCCCUACGUUCAUCGCCUUCCAUAAUUUGAACGUCAAUGAGAUACUCGAUCCGCUGGACUCCUUUAAGACAUUCAACCAGUUCUUCUACCGCAAACUGAAGCCCACCGCGCGGCCUAUCGAAGAGCCCGAUAAUUCGUCUCGUCUCGUCUCAGGCGCCGACUGUCGUCUCAUGGUGUUCGAGACGGUGGCCGAGGCGACUCGGCUAUGGAUCAAGGGACGGAAUUCACCGUCGCACGGUUGCUGGGUGAGCAAUACCGCCGAGGCAGAGAGGUAUGUCGGCGGCGCGUUGUGUAUCUUCCGGCUCGCGCCGCAAGACUACCAUCGAUUCCACUCGCCCGUGGACGGUACCGUGGGUCCGAUGUCAUACAUAUCGGGCGAGUAUUACACUGUGAACCCGCAAGCGAUUCUUGGCCGUGUCAUGGCCGUAUGCAUUGGUGCGAUGAUGGUGGGAAGCAUCAAGACGACUGUCGCCGAAGGACAGCAGGUGAAGCGGGGCCAAGAGCUUGGCUACUUCGCCUUCGGUAUGCAUGUUCAACUGACUGUCGCAUGUGGGUACUGACUGCCUGUCAACAUUAGGUGGUUCCACACUCGUGGUCCUGUUCGAGAAGGGUGCUGUGAAAUGGGACGAGGACCUCAUCAUCAAUAGCCGGGCGUGCCUAGAGACUCUCGUUCGUGUCGGAAUGGGUCUCGGUCGAAGCCGUCG